AUCAAAUGCUCAAACCAAAAGCAUCUUCACAUCUCAUUUCCCGCCAUUUCACAAAAGCCCUUGCUAAAUCCCAACGUCACGCACAACAAACCCUCACUGACAAGCUAUUAUCUCUCUUGAAACAAUGCACUUCCACCAAAUCACUCCAACAAAUUCACACCCAAAUGAUCAUCAACGCCAUUCACAAACCCAAUUUCCUCCUCCACAGAUUCAUUGAUCUCAAAGACUUCAACAAUGCUUCCCUUCUCUUCUCCCAAAUCCCGUAUCCCAAUGAGUAUGCCUUCAACAUUAUGAUCCGCGGCCUAACGACCACAUGGCAAAAAUUCAAUCUCACUAUUGAGUUUUAUUACCAAAUGAAGGACUUUGGCAUAAGGCCUAAUAAUUUCACUUACCCAUUUGUGUUUAUUGCUUGUGCCAAUCUUUUAGUGUUGAAUCAUGGGCAAUGUGCUCAUUCGGGGGUUUUGAAAAGUGGGUUGUGCGCGGACGGCCAUGUGAGACAUUCUUUGAUCACGAUGUAUUCCCGGUGUGGGGAACUGGGGUGUGCUCGGAGGGUGUUUGAUGAAAUUAGUGAAAAGGAUUUGGUGUCGUGGAAUUCGAUGAUAUCGGGGUAUUCAAGGAUGGGGUAUGCAGGGGAUGCGGUGGGGUUGUUUGUAGAAAUGAGGGAUGCAGGGUUUGAACCGGAUGAGAUGACUUUGGUGAGCAUUCUUGGUGCCUGUGGGGACUUGGGGGACUUGGGUUUGGGAAGUUGGAUUGAGGGUUUUGUUGUGGAAAAUGAGAUGGAUUUGAACUCGUUCGUGGGUUCUGCACUGAUUGGUAUGUAUGGCAAAUGUGGGGAUUUGUCAUCGGCCAGGAGGGUGUUUGACAGAAUGGCGAAGAAAGAUGUGGUCACUUGGAAUGCUAUGAUUACUGGAUAUGCACAAAAUGGAGUGUCAGAUGAAGCAAUCAUACUAUUUAGCGGCAUGAGAGAAUCAGGUGUUAACCCAGAUAAAAUCACAUUGGUUGGAGUAUUGUCUGCAUGUGCCUCAAUUGGGGCCCUUGACUUUGGAAAGUGGCUUGAUACAUAUGCAUCAGAAAGAGGCUUACAAAAUGACAUUUACGUUUCUACUGCCUUAAUUGAUAUGUAUGCAAAGUGUGGGAGCUUAGAUGAUGCACUUAGAGUUUUUGAAGACAUGCCCCAGAAAAAUGAGGUGUCUUGGAAUGCCAUGAUUUCUGCCCUUGCUUUUCAUGGGCGGCCCCAAGAGUCCUUGUCACUAUUUAAGCGCAUGUCAAAGGAGGGUGGUGCUGUCCGACCAAAUGAUAUCUCAUUUAUAGGAGUUCUAUCUGCAUGUGUACAUGCUGGUUUGGUUGAUGAGGGCCGUCAAUUAUUUGAUUUGAUGAGUUCAUCUUUUGGAUUGGUUCCAAAAAUUGAACACCACUCUUGCAUGGUUGAUCUUUUGGCACGUGCAGGACAUGUGCAUGAAGCUUGGGACUUCAUUGAGAAGAUGCCUGAAAAACCAGAUGAAGUUGUAUUAGGGGCAUUGCUCGGUGCCUGUCAGAAACGCAGAAAUGUAGAUGUCAGUGAGCGUGUAAUGCAUCUGCUUUUAGAGAUGGAGCCUUUGAAUUCUGGAAACUAUAUAAUCUCAUCAAAGAUAUUUGCAAACAUGAAGAGGUGGGAUGAUUCAGCUAGGAUGAGAGUGUUGAUGAGGCAGAGGGGUGUCACCAAAACUCCUGGUUGUAGCUGGAUUGAGAUUGAGAAUCAAGUGCAUGAAUUUCAUGCUGGUGAUGUCUUACACUUCAUUUCGCAAGAUAUGUGCCAGGUAAUUAACUUGCUAAAUGAGGAGAUGAAGGUAGAAGGUUAUGGUCCAAAGGUUGAUUUUCUAUAGAAAGGGAAGUGUGCUUUACUUGCCAAGCUUGUCAACUACCAAAUAACAUGCUUGGAGCCAUCAUGUCUUGUCAGAAAACAAGAAAGUCAAAGCUGCAGGGGGGUGACACAGUUGAGAGCUUUCAAAGAGAAGGGACCUCAAUGGCUGUUUAACUAAGCAAUUCCUGGGUGUGGAAAAGUUCCCUGUGUUAAGAUUUGAGCUCUGAAUUCUGAACCAGGAAAUGUCGUGGAGGGAAAUUAAGCCAUUGCAAGUUGACCACACAUACUUGUCCAAGAGAAGCAUUGGUGUCAUUCCUGAUUCUUACAGUAAUCCCUCACGGUAUAUUAAAUGUUCAAUGUUUAGUUUGGUUCCUUGAGGUGAUCCUCACCUGUAUCUUCACUAAAUACUGCCAACCUACUGACUUGUCGGAUGGAAGCAUUACAUAAAGUUCAAUUGUUUAGCA
Messenger RNA from Vitis riparia (riverbank grape), 2304 nucleotides. RefSeq names its product pentatricopeptide repeat-containing protein At2g34400. Gene Ontology annotation, biological process: RNA modification. The transcript has 5 exons. NCBI's taxonomy places the organism in Eukaryota, Viridiplantae, Streptophyta, Magnoliopsida, Vitales, Vitaceae. The record is from RefSeq and is a predicted model, not a curated record. The coding region runs from base 6 to 1862 and encodes 618 amino acids. Gene Ontology annotation, molecular function: RNA binding; protein binding.